This is a messenger RNA of Lachancea sp. 'fantastica', 696 nucleotides long. NCBI's taxonomy places the organism in Eukaryota, Fungi, Ascomycota, Saccharomycetes, Saccharomycetales, Saccharomycetaceae. The record is from the annotation of a GenBank genome assembly.
AUGGCAAUCCUCGACUGGGUGUUUGGGAAAAGUCUAACACCACAAGAGCGACUCAAAAAGAACCAAAGGGCGCUGGAGAGGACGCAGCGAGAGUUGGAGAGGGAACGGCGAAAGCUAGAACAACAAGAAAAGAAACUUGUCACUGAUAUACGAAAGUCCGCGAAAGAUGGACAGGUUGCGGCGGCCAAAAUUCAAGCGAAGGACCUCGUCCGGACGAAAAAGCACAUCUCCAAAUUCAAUAACAUGAAGACUCAACUUCAAGCAAUUGCGCUCAGAAUACAGGCUGUCCGGAGUAGUGACCAAAUGGCGACAUCGAUGCGGGAAGCCACCGGACUCCUGGCGUCAAUGAACAGAUCCAUGAACCUCCCUCAGUUGCAGCGCAUCUCUGCAGAAUUCGAGAAGCAAAGUGAUCUCAUGGAUCAACGCCAAGAAUUCAUGGACGAGGCCGUAGACGAUGCAAUGGGAGACGAACUGGAAGAAGACGAGGAAGUGGAUGAAAUAGUCAAUAAGGUUCUUGAUGAAAUUGGCGUCGAUUUAAACGUCAAACUUCAAGAUACCCCACGGGAACCACUGGAAAAUGGCGAAAUACAAGGCGAAGAGAGGGUUGCGGAGACUUCGGGUAGCGGUAGCGGUGGCGGUGCAGCUUUUAGUGCUGAUGAUGAGUUACAAGCCAGACUUAACAGUCUCAAAAGAUGA